AUGAUUAUGACAGUACAUGAUCACCCACCCAAUCCUUCUGCUCGCUCACAUGGACCCGUUGAAAUACUUAAAGCAAUCAAGGGGCAAACACUGGCCGAUCACCUAGCAGUACACUCUCUGCCCGAUUACCAACCACUGAAGACCUUCUUACCUGACGAGGACAUCCUCAUGAUUGAGGAAGAAGAAGAAAGAAAGGUGGGAGAGUGGACGCUCUUCUUCGACGGAGCUACAAACUCAAAAGGAAGUGGAGUAGGCGCUAUACUCUACUCUCCCAAUGAUGUUCCAAUUCCUAUAUCUAGGCGGUUGGCAUUCCAAUGCACUAACAAUGUAGCUAAAUACGAAGCAUGUAUUGCUGGUUUAAGAGAUGCCAUCAUCCUCAAUGUGAAGAAGUUGCGAGUCUUCAACGAUUUACAGUUCAUUAUCAAUCAAACAAAUGGCGACUGGAGGACUAAGGAUGAAAAGUUGAUCCCUUAUCACGUCUAUCUAGAGAAUCUAACUGAGGAAUUUGAAGAGAUCAUGUUCUCUUACAUGCCCCGAGCCAAGAAUCAAUUUGCAGAUGCCCUGACAACUCUCACCUCGAUGCUGGAAAUCCCGAAAGGAGCUGCUGAAUGGGAACUUACCGUCGAACUUCAGGAAGAACUCGCAUUCUGCCUGCAAAUAGAUGAAGUCGAGUCUUCUCCAAACAACCAAUCAUGGUACAUAGACAUCAAAGAAUAUCUCGAGCAUCAGAAGUUCCUAGAAAGAGUGACAUCAACUGAUCGUUGCACGAUCCAACGGCUAGUAGCCCAGUUUACGAUUACAGGAGGUAUCUUUUACAUGUGGUCCUUCAACCAAGUCCUUAUCUGCUAUGUGGAUGAAAUAGAAACAGCACAGAUCAUGUCAGAGGUCCACGAAGGACUAUGCGGUCCACACAUGAACGGACAGAUGAUGGCAAAGAAGAUCCUAAGACUUGGUUACUAUUAG
Messenger RNA from Magnolia sinica, 963 nucleotides. RefSeq lists its product as uncharacterized. The transcript is spliced from 2 exons. The record is from RefSeq and is a predicted model, not a curated record. The coding region runs from base 1 to 963 and encodes 320 amino acids. Lineage: Eukaryota; Viridiplantae; Streptophyta; Magnoliopsida; Magnoliales; Magnoliaceae. Gene Ontology annotation, molecular function: RNA-DNA hybrid ribonuclease activity; nucleic acid binding.